AUGCCGCUGUUCCGCGAAAAGAAACGCCACGGCGUCUACACCAUCCCGCAUGCCAACUGGUCCUACAACAGCAUUGCUUCGGACGACUCCAAUGUCAGGCUGAUCCGUGAGAAGCCUGCUAAGAAAACGACAAAACAGACCAAGCCUAGUGCUCCAGCUCCAGCGCCGGUACGGUCCGAGUCACCCGCAGAGCCGGCUCCAAUCCGUGACCCCUACGAGGAGCUUGCGCGUGUGCUCCAGGCCGAAUUCUACCGCCCGAUGCACUGUGCCUACGACCUCUACGGUCCUCGAUCGCGGUGUCUGAUGGAGCCGGUCGACUACGAAGUCUAUUCGGAGCUGUGGCAGCGUCUCAAGACCAAGAUUAUGAAGUCUCGGGAGCCCUCAGAAUGA
Messenger RNA from [Torrubiella] hemipterigena, 390 nucleotides. The record is from the annotation of a GenBank genome assembly. Lineage: Eukaryota; Fungi; Ascomycota; Sordariomycetes; Hypocreales; Clavicipitaceae.